AUGAUGAGCGAUGUAGUAGGCAGCGAUGUUGCAAGGCGGUUGGGGCUGCAGAAGGGUCAGGCCACUUUUCCGACGGGUGUUGGAGGGCUGGCGAGCGGUACAGCGUCGGUGGCCCUGAUGCAGCUAGAUUUGGUAGUGGAGAAACCAGAGGAUGCAGCUGGCAACGUGGUGAUGCAGCAACGACAGCGGCUGCGUACAGGGCCAGCCUGGGAGCAGGUGCCUGUUCCUGUUUAUCACCCAACUCCUAGCCAGACUCGGCUAGCAACACAGCUGACAGAAGAGGAACAAAUCAGAAUAGCGCAGAGGAUAGGCCUUAUUCAGCAUCUACCUAAAGGAGUCUAUGAUCCUGGAAGAGACGGCUCCGAGAAGAAGAUCAGAGAAUGUGUCAUUUGUAUGAUGGACUUUGUUUAUGGGGACCCUAUCCGAUUUCUGCCGUGCAUGCACAUUUACCACCUGGACUGUAUAGAUGACUGGUUGAUGAGAUCCUUUACCUGUCCAUCCUGCAUGGAGCCAGUGGAUGCAGCGCUGCUUUCAUCAUAUGAGACUAACUGAGCCAGGGUUUCUCCACUGAACCUUCAAGGAGACCAUCCACUCUAAUGGGUUUGAUCCUUUUGUCAUUCAGCCCAAAGAGCCAGGAAUUAGGAAUUAAGAUCAUGCACAAAGUAUACAUUUCCUAAUAAACAAAUAAAAAAUAUUCCUGAAUGGCUGCGAAUAUUGGAAAAAACAUAGUAUUUUAGAGACUAUAGAAAAGUAGGUUGUUAUUUUUAAUGUAAAGCCUUGACCCACCAUUGUCUUUUAAUGUUUGUUCUUACACCUAUAUAUAGGAAUUGUGUAAAGUGUUACAGCAACUGUAAAUGUUUAAACUGCGUGUAUCCAAUUUUAUUAGCAGCAAGAUAAGAGUAUUUUUUUCCUAAAUAAAGUAACCAGUUUUGUUCUGAUUCUUUUCACAAGUCCUGGCAUUUGGGUCAAGGCUUUAUUGAAAUCUACAUUUUAUAACACUGGCACAAAGAAAUAGUUUUAAGCUUGUUUGCACAGUUCUUUUUCUUUUUUUUUUUUUUUCUUCCAUUGGAGAUGGAAUUCAUUGCCUUAGGUCUUUUUAAUAGUGUAUUGUUAUUGUUGGGCUGGCUCUAUGCUUGAAAACCAGUUUAUUUAUAACCUGUUAAAAGAAGUGCUAUAUUUUGUUUGCAGUUAGGAAUAUGCAGACUUCAAAGUGAUCUCCUAGCUUGUAAGCAAACGGAGAUGCAUUAUCCCUUUUCUACAAGUGAUGUGGAAUAUGAAGAUAUGAAACAAGUCCUACAGUGAAAUUAUGGUUUCAUGGUUUUUAGAACUUGCUUCGGUUUUGAUGAAACAACAGUCCUUAAACUUUAAUGUGUCACCUUUAACUUGAUCAGGUUAAAAGUGGGCCAGAUGGACAAUAAAUAGUUAAGCUACCAUGACUGAAAAAAAAAAAUAUAUAUUUGGAACUAAUGUAGUGUUAGCGUUGAUCACUUAUUCUACUUUUUUCUCCCUAAAAAUGGUUGUCUUGGAUCAUAGCAAAUGGAUACUGCAUCUCUCGUUCUUGUAGUUCUUAAGUUAUCAGAAGUUAAGAAUAAACAUACUGUAUCUCAGU
Cariama cristata (Red-legged seriema) is the source of this 1609-nucleotide messenger RNA. RefSeq names its product ring finger protein 11 (gene RNF11). Bases 1 to 552 code for a protein of 183 amino acids. NCBI's taxonomy places the organism in Eukaryota, Metazoa, Chordata, Aves, Cariamiformes, Cariamidae. The record is from RefSeq and is a predicted model, not a curated record. The transcript has 4 exons.